AUGGCCCAGACCGACAUGGAUUCCGGGGAGGAUGGAGGCGGCGGCGGCGGGGAGCCCGAGGUGAUCGCUAAAGCCAGUGUCUUGGGAGGUUUUACCGAGAGCACUGAGAUUCGAUCCCUGAUCUCCAACCUACCAGAGGUUCACGAGAACAUCGUGACACUGGAGUAAGCCAUAGAGAGGUUCCUCGGUGAGAUUCAUACUGUACAUGUUUAGUCUGUUGUUGUGGCUUGAUCCAGUCUUGCAUUGAACAGUCUGUGGGCUUUAGGCCUGAAUGAUUGUACUAACUACAGACAUAAGUCGUAAUAACACAUUCAGAACCUAUACAUACCACAAUCAUAAGCAGUCAAAGAAAAGUCAACAACUUUAUGUUGACCAGUUUUUUUUUUCUACAGUGAUAAUGGACCGUUAUCAAGAGCAGCCCCAUCUUCUGGAUCCACAUCUGGGUAACAACACACACACACACACGCACAGCACAUGAUCUUCUGCAUUAGUGAAACGUGCGUUUGUUAUGAUCGCAUGAUGAUGACAGUGUUUCUUUCCUGUGAUCACAGAGUGGAUGUUGAACCUGCUGUUGGACCUCAUCAGGAGUGAACAGUCUCCUCCUCUACUGGUUCACCUGGGCUUCAAAUUCCUCUUCAUAAUCUCCAAGGUAACUACAUACAUCUCCAAGGUAACUACAGACAUCUCCAAGGUAACUACAGACAUCUCCAGGGUAACUACAGACAGAGGUAUUCAGCUACAUCAUCUCCAAGGUAACUACAGACAGAUGUAUUCAGCUACAUCAUCUCCAAGGUAACUACAGACAGAUGUAUUCACCUACAUCAUCUCCAAGGUAACUACAGACAGAUGUAUUCAGCUACAUCAUCUCCAAGGUAACUACAGACAUAUGUAUUCAUCUACAUCAUCUCCAAGGUAACUACAGACAUGUAUUCAGCUACAUAAUCUCCAAGGUAACUACAGACAGAUGUAUUCAGCUACAUCAUCUCCAAGGUAACUACAGACAGAUGCAUUCAUCUACAUAAUCUCCAAGGUAACUACAGACAGAUGUAUUCACCUACAUCAUCUCCAAGGUAACUACAGACAGAUGUAUUCAGCUACAUCAUCUCCAAGGUAACUACAGACAGAUGUAUUCAGCUACAUAAUCUCCAAGGUAACUACAGACAGAUGUAUUCAUCUACAUAAUCUCCAAGGUAACUACAGACAGAUGUAUUCACCUACAUCAUCUCCAAGGUAACUACAGACAGAUGUAUUCAGCUACAUCAUCUCCAAGGUAACUACAGACAUGUAUUCAGCUACAUCAUCUCCAAGGUAACUACAUACAGAUGUAUUCAUCUACAUCAUCUCCAAGGGUAACUACAGACAGAUGUAUUCACUACAUCAUCUCCAAGGGUAACAUACAGACAAUGUAAUUCAUCUACAUCAACUCUCAAGGUAACUACAGACAUGUAUUCAGCUACAUCAUCUCCAAGGUAACUACAUACAGAUGUAUUCAGCUACAUCAUCUCCAAGGUAACUACAUACAGAUGUAUUCAUCUACAGUGCAGUCGGAAAGUAUUCAGACCCUUUCACUUUUUCCACAUUUUGUUACGUUACAGCCUUAUUCUAAAAUUGAUUAAAUCGUUUUUUCCCUCAUCAAUCUACACACAAUACCCCAUAAUGACAAAGCAGAAACAGGUUUUUAGAACAUUUUGCAAAUGUAUACAAAAUAAAAUAAUGAAAUAUUACAUUUACAUAAGUAUUCAGACCCUUUACUCAGUACUUUGUUGAAGCAACUUUGGCAGCGAUUACAGCCUCGAGUCUUCUUGGGUAUGACGCUACAAGCUUGGCACAACUGUAUUUGGAGAGUUUCUCCCAUUCUUCUCUGCAGAUCCGCUCAAGCUGUAUCAGGUGGGAUGGGGAGCGUCGCUGCACAGCUAUUUUCAGGUCUCCAGAGAUGUUCGAUCGGCUUCAAGUCCAGGCUCUGGCUGGGCCACUCAAGGAAAUUCAGAGACUUGUCCUGAAGCCACUCCUGUGUUGUCUUGUCUGUGUGCUUAAUGUCAUUGUCCUGUUGGAAGGUGAACUUUCGCCCCAGUCAGAGCAGGUUUUCGUCAUGGAUCUCUGUACUUUGCGCCGUUCAUCUUUCCCUCGAUCCUGACUAGUCUCACAGUCCCUGCCGCUGAAAAACAUCCCCACAGCAUGAUGCUGCCACCACCAUGCUUCACCAUAGGGAUAGUAUUGGCCAGGUGAUGAGCGGUGCCUGGUUUCCUCCAAAUGUGAUGCUUGGCAUUCAGGCCAAAGAGUUCAAUCUUGGUUUCAUCAGACCAGAGAAUCUUAUUUCUCAUGGUCUGAGAGUCCUUUAGGUGCAUUUUGGCAAACUGCAAACGGGUUGUCAUGUGCCUUUUACUGAGGAGUGGCUUCAGUCUGACCGCUCUACCAUAAAGGCCUGAUUGGUGGAGUGUUGCAGAGAUGGUUGUCCUUCUGGAAGGUUCUCCCAUCUCCACAGAGGAACUCUGGAUCUCUGUCAGAGUGACCAUUUGAGUUCUUGGUCGCCUCCCUGACCAAGGCCCUUCUCCCCCGAUUGCUCAGUUUGGCCGGGCGGCCAGCUCUAGGAAGAGUCUUGGUGAUUCCAAACUUCUUUCAUUUAAGAAAGAUGGAGGCCACUGUGUUCUUGGGGACCUUCAAUGCUGCAGAAAUGUUUUGGUACCCUUCCCCAGAUCUGUGCCUCGACACAAUCCUGUCUCGGCGCUCUACGGACAAUUCCUUCAACCUCAUGGCUUGGUUUUUGCUCUGACAUGCACUGUCAACUGUGGGACAUUAUAUAGACAGGUGUGUGCCUUUCCAAAUCAUGUCCAAUCAAUUGAAUUUACCACAUGUGGACUCCAAUCAAGUUGUAGAAACAUCUCAAGGAUGAUCAAUGGAAACAGGAUGCACCUGAGCUCAAUUUUGAGUCUCAUAGCAAAGGGUCUGAAUAUUUAUGUAAAUAAGGUAUUUCUGUUUUUUUAUUUUUAAUACAUCUGCAAAAAAUUCUAAAAACCUGUUUUCACUUUGUCAUUACGUGGUAUUGUGUGUAGAUUGAUGAGGAAAAUAAUUGAUUUGAUCAAUUUUAGAAUAAGGCUGUAACGUGAUAAAAUGUGGAAAAAGGGAAGGGGUCUGAAUAAUUUCCGAAUGCACUGUACAUCAUCUCCAAGGUAACUACAGACAGAUGUAAAGUUGGUGGUUUGAUGAACCACGCUCCUAUGAUGAGUAACCUUGACUGAGACCUAUAGACUUGCGUUAGCUCUUCAAGCUAAUGUCUUGGCUUUAGCUCAGCGGUUUAACGCUAUUGUGUCACCCAGGUUUGAAUCCAGUUGGUCACACAGAUAGCAAGAUUUCAGUUCACGAAGCCAAGCGUUCUGUUGUGUGUGUUGAUUCAGUGGCGUCUUACCCUACAGUCUCAGACUAGCGUUAGAAGGAUUGUGCUAGCUCAGCUUUCUCAGCCUGUGCAGUUGUGACAAGCCAGACUCCCUGGUGUUUUUGUCUUGGCCAGGUGAGAGGGUAUAAGAUCUUCAUGCAGCUCUUCCCCCAUGAGGUGGCUGAUGUCCAGCCAGUCCUGGACCUCCUGUGUCGACAGGACCCCAAAGACCCAGAG
Messenger RNA from Coregonus sp. 'balchen', 3607 nucleotides. Lineage: Eukaryota; Metazoa; Chordata; Actinopteri; Salmoniformes; Salmonidae. The record is from the annotation of a GenBank genome assembly.